Molecule: messenger RNA, 198 nt
Organism: Priceomyces carsonii
Lineage: Eukaryota; Fungi; Ascomycota; Pichiomycetes; Serinales; Debaryomycetaceae
Exons: 1
Coding region: 1-198 (65 amino acids)
Source: RefSeq, a predicted model, not a curated record
AUGGCCGGAGGUUAUAUUCAAUUUGAUAUCCAUAGAUCUCUUGACGGAAACAGUGAAUUGCCUGUUUGGAAAUGGGUAUUUGAGAUUGAUUUUCUUGUUACUAUUCCAGUCGCAGCCUUUGGUGUCUACAUCCUUCCUGGUGAACUUUCUAAACUAACAAAAUGCUUCUUUUUGAAUAAGCACGAGUUUAUAUAUUAA